AGUCCAACAUCCCCUUAAUUUUCUCUCCAUUUUUCCUACCCUGUUUCCUUUCUAGAUUUUUUUUUUUUUUUGUCAUUUAUGCUUUCGAUUUGCUUUAUUCAUUUUUUCCUGUUUGAUCUGUACUGAUCUCGAUACUUUUUAAGGGUUUGAGAUUUUACUAUUUUUGUGGUAGCAAUCAUUUAAAUAAUGGGUGCGGAGGCUGCUUCCUUGGAAAUCAAAACUGAAGAAAAUUUCGCUGUGGAAAACAGAAAAGUGAACAUAAAAUUUGGCUCUCACAGUAUGGAUGAACAAGCCAAAGGGGAAGAGAACAAAGUUUUUGAGGCCAACAUCCCCACAGAUGCUGUUGACGAGUGGCCAGAACCCCAACAGAUCCAUUCUUUCUAUAUUGUAAAGUAUCGUUCACUUGAAGACCAGAAGAUGAAGGUGAAAUUGGAUCUGGCGGAAAAAGAGCUUAAGACUAAGAACCAGGCACGAUUUCAAAUUACUGAAAAGUUAAAGGCAAUAAGGGCAGACCGGACCCAUGUAAUCACUCAAUUAAAGUCUCUAGGUGUUGAUAACAAACAGUUUAGGAUGAUCAUGGAUGAGAAGAGAAAAGAAAUGGAACCUCUGCAGCAAGCUCUUGGCAAAUUGCGGGGUGUUAAUAGUGAUAAUAGAGAGAGGGGUUCUGCUAUAUGUUCAUCGGAGGAGGAGCUCAAUAAUCUUAUCAAAAGUUUGGAAUACCGCAUCCAACAUGAAAGUAUUCCUCUAAACGAAGAGAAGCAAAUCCUUAGGGAAAUUAAACAACUCGAAGGUACACGGGGCAAGGUCAUUGCAAAUGCUGCUGAAAGGGCAAAGAUUCAGGACUCAUUGGGUGAAAAAGAGGCCAUUCAGGACCAGGUCAAACUUAUAGGUGUUGAUCUCGAUGGAGUUCGGAAGGAACAACUAGUGGUUAAGGCGAAACUUAAGCAACUUGAUGAAGAAAAGGAGUUUCUAGAGAAAGAGAUCAAUGCGUUGCAGGAGGAGUUGGCAGCAGUUGCUGAGAAGCGGGACAAAACUUUUGUAAACAUUCAGGAAAUUAGGAAACAGCGCGAAGAAAGUAACUCCACUUAUUACCAAAACCGUACACUGUUGAUCAAUGCCAGAGAUCUGGCUGCUAAGAAGGAUGUUGAAGCCCUGAAGGAGCUUUCAGAGAUGGAGGCUGGGAAGUUCAUAUCCCUCUGGAGCAGUAAUAAGUUCUUUAGGGAUGACUAUGUUAGAAGAAUAUUACCAUCACUUGACGUUCGACAACUGGGUAGGGAUGCACGUAUAAGGAAUCCCGAUGAAAAGCCACUGGUGUCAUUAGAUGCAUCAGCCCCUUCAGGAGGUGAGUCAGUUGUGAAAACAAAUGUUAAACAGCCUAGCAAGGAGGAUACAGUUCCCCUGGUGGCACAAAAUGAUACUGCUACCGAGCAGAAAGUUCAGAAAGAAAAUAAUUCUAGACAGCAGCAGGAAGCAAAUGAUAGGACUGAAAGUAUCAUAGAGAAAAUUGACUGGGAAAACACAGGGGAAGGAGUCCUUGGAAUGGAAAAACUGCAAAAGGAUUCUCCUCCAAUAAUGAAGGAAUUAGAUGAGAAAAAGUUGAAGGAGAUAAGGCGAGAAGAAGAGACAGCUAAGAUGAAAAUGGCAAUGGAAAGGAAGAAGAAGUUGGCAGAGAAAGCAGCCGCAAAAGCAGCAAUAAAAGCUCAGAAAGAGGCUGAAAAGAAGCUUAAGGAGCGUGAGAAGAGAGCAAAAAAGAAGGCCGGAGCUGCUGUUGCUGCUCAGGAUUCUGAGGAACCGACUGAAGCAGUUGCAGAGGUCGCUGAACUGGAAAACACUGAGGAAAAAGUUGAAACUCUGGUUCUACCAAAGAACAAGGAUAGGACAGAAAAUACCAUCAGGCAUAGAACACGUCCAAAAGGUCCAGAUUCACUUCAGAAAGUUAUGCUCAAACGUAAAAAGGUGACGAACUAUUGGAUAUGGGCUGCUUUGGUGCUUCUUAUACUUCUGGCAGUUGGGUAUAACUAUCUUCUUUGAGAUGCUAAAAGUAGUGUAUAAUGGAAGAUGAAGCCUAUCUUUUUGAUUAUCUCGAGGGGACUAGGUCUAUAUCAGUAACAAGAAGCUAUCCCGGUUUUGGGCAUUUUAUAAACGGGUAAAAUUUCAUAUGUUGGUAGAACCACACAUGUUUUCUUUGUUCGGUAUAUUUCAAAUUUUGACUUAUCGUAGAUUAUUAGCGAUAUCUUGUUUUAUUCGAACUGAUAUGUAUGUGUAGCCGUAUCAUAGGAUGAAAAUAUAUUGCUUUGGAUGUAUUAUAGUGCAUGAAAAUAAUGGCCAUAAUGUGGAUAGAAUGAUA
Messenger RNA from Olea europaea var. sylvestris, 2347 nucleotides. RefSeq names its product proton pump-interactor 1-like. The record is from RefSeq and is a predicted model, not a curated record. The transcript has 8 exons. Lineage: Eukaryota; Viridiplantae; Streptophyta; Magnoliopsida; Lamiales; Oleaceae. Bases 187 to 2031 code for a protein of 614 amino acids.